AUGGGGGGACAUGAUACUCUUUCUUGGUCUGAGACAUGGUGUCUUCUGUUUCUUGGGGGGCUUGGUCUAGGCAUUCUCACAAGUACCUUCCAAGGUGAUGGCGCGCCUGUGGUAGCUGCCAUUGCUCUCUCACUCAUCGCCUUUUCAGUCACAUUCAGUAUGAUCAGAUGGCUUGGACCAGUAUUCAUGAAGGCAGGUCUCAAGGGAAAAGAUAUGGCAAAGCCUAAGAAACCGGAAAUACCAGAGACAAUGGGUGCCGUUUGCGCGGUUGUCUAUCUGCUUGCGCUCAUUGUCUUUAUUCCUUUUGCUUUUUACAAGGACAUUGUUGCCGCAACUUCGGGAGGAGGCAACCGAGAUGUUGUCAUCGAAGUGCAGCAUAUUGAGACUGGUCGAUUUCUUCACAGAUUUCCCCAUGGGAAGCUUGCAUCGUACCUAUCUGGCCUCCUGUCCCUUCAAUGUAUCGUCAUUUUAGGGAUCGGUGAUGAUCUUCUUGACAUUCGCUGGAGGCACAAAGUCUUGAUUCCCGCAUUUGCUGCGAUUCCCAUGCUAGUUGUCUACUUGGUAGACUUUGGGGUCACUCAUGUGGUCGUGCCUGUGCCUUUGCAGCCAUACUUGGGCGGCUUUAUCGAUCUGGGCUGGCUCUACUACAUCUACAUGGCAGCUAUUGCAAUUUUCUGUCCCAACGCCAUCAACAUGCUGGCAGGCAUCAACGGGAUUGAAGUUGCCCAAUCACUCGUCAUCGCGGUAUUGUUGCUGCUCAACGAUGCAUUGUACCUGGCACCCAUCAGCCCAUACCCACAUCCUGCCACCGACUCACACUUAUUCUCGAUUUACUUUCUUCUGCCUUUCAUCGGUGUGUCUGCAGCACUUCUGUGGCACAAUUGGUAUCCUUCCAAGGUCUUCGUCGGAGACACGUACUGCUAUUUGGCCGGAAUGGUCUUUGCUGUGGUUGGAAUCCUCGGACACUUCAGCAAAACCCUGCUGCUCCUGUUCAUUCCUCAGAUCUUCAAUUUUGUAUAUUCAACGCCUCAGCUGUUUCACCUGAUCCCUUGUCCUCGCCAUCGACUGCCCAGGUUCAAUGCGUCCACUGGACUGAUUGACGCCUCUGUCACGGAAUGGACGCAUCCACCUUCACCACUGAUCGCGUUUUCCUUGGAACUUUUACACAAGCUUCACUUGGUCCGCGUUCAAAGAAACUCCAGUGGCCAGAUCAUCGAGUCAACCAAUUUGACAAUACUGAAUCUCUGGCUCGUUUGGAUGGGCCCAAUGAGGGAAGAUCGACUUGCGUGGCACAUGAUAGGUGUUCAAACGACGUGUGGCUUGCUUGGUCUCUUUGCGCGGCAUCGCUUGGCCUUGUUGGUCUUCAACCAAGACAACCGGUCUUUCCAGUCUGUGGUAUAG
Messenger RNA from Penicillium diatomitis, 1401 nucleotides. Its product is annotated as UDP-N-acetylglucosamine--dolichyl-phosphate N-acetylglucosaminephosphotransferase. Lineage: Eukaryota; Fungi; Ascomycota; Eurotiomycetes; Eurotiales; Aspergillaceae. The transcript has 3 exons. The record is from RefSeq and is a predicted model, not a curated record. Gene Ontology annotation, molecular function: UDP-N-acetylglucosamine-dolichyl-phosphate N-acetylglucosaminephosphotransferase activity. Bases 1 to 1401 code for a protein of 466 amino acids. Gene Ontology annotation, biological process: dolichol-linked oligosaccharide biosynthetic process; protein N-linked glycosylation. Gene Ontology annotation, cellular component: membrane.